Molecule: messenger RNA, 3053 nt
Organism: Acanthaster planci (crown-of-thorns starfish)
Lineage: Eukaryota; Metazoa; Echinodermata; Asteroidea; Valvatida; Acanthasteridae
Biological process (GO): transmembrane transport
Cellular component (GO): membrane
Molecular function (GO): transmembrane transporter activity
Source: RefSeq, a predicted model, not a curated record
UUGCAUAUCAUAUAGGCGAGCUUGAAACAUUGCAUCCUAAACCGACAUGACAUCCAGUCGAUACAAUAUGGAUAAGAUAGUGAGCACGGCGGGUGAGGAUUCUGACGAAGAUGAGGAGAUUUUCUCGGUGAGCGGGCGGCAGAGAGGACCGAUAGUUCGCGGUGCCCAGUCGUCCGGCUUUGGGGCGUUGGACGACGAUGGCAUCGAGUUGCAAUUGGACAGUGGGCAAGAGGACGACUUUCGACAGCAGGUGUCUUCAAGAGAUAAACAACUUAACAGAGAGGAGCCAGUUUCUAUGCCGUCAUAUCAGACUGGUACCGCCGGCACAAACUCCUCAUCCCGAGGAGACUCACAGCAGAGAGCCGAUGAGAUUGAAGAAAUGGUGGAUAAACUUUUAACUAUUAUUGGCUUUGGAAAGUUCCACGUGCUACUGUUGUUCAUGUGCGGUUGUGGGUUGUUCUUUGCCAGUGCACAGCUAGAAUUUGUAGGCAUUCUUCUACCCGAUAUCGCUCGUGACCUGUGCCUCAGUGACUCUUCAACCGGAUGGUUACGAGGCUCCGUCUUCGUAGGAGUCGUCUUUGCCAGUGUCUUGUGGGGCUGUGCAGCCGACUUGGGUUCUAGGCGUACUUCUCUCGCAGUGUGCUUGGGGAUUACCUGCCUGUCCACGGUCAUGGCAGCGUCCUUGGCUCAGAGCCGCACGGCGCUCCUCGCGUUUCUUAUCAUUACUAGUUUAGGUACUGGUGGGCUCAUUUCCACCCCUUUCUCCUACGCGAUGGAGUUCCUGCCGAGACGAAUGGCCCAGAAGACAACAUGUGCCCUGCUCAUUUUCACGGUCUUAGGAGCCAUGUUCGUACCUCUUGUGACGCCUGCCUUCACCUCCAGCGUCGCCGAACGCGUCUCCUCCGGAGAUUUCUCUCCAAGUUCCUUCGCCAACUGGCGCAUCUUCUGCCUAGUGCUCUCCGUCCUGCUAGUGGCGUCGGCAAUGCUACUCGCCGCGGCCAUCCUCCCAAGAAGCCCAUAUCUCUUGCUUGAGAAAAGGCUGUGGGCCAAAGCGAUCCAAGCGUUGGGGAAGGUUUACACGUUCAACCACGGUGAAGCAGGACUUGAAAUGUUCAAAGACAGAGCUAGUGGAUUAUAUCGUCUAAAGCGGCACAGCAGAGACCGGCAGGAACACGCUCCGAGCACCACUCUCCAGAGCUGCAUGAGACCACUCUAUCAGUGUGCCAAGAACGUAACGGCCAUCUUGGAUAAGACAACCUUCGUCAUGACGACCGGCGCCUUUUGCUUUGCAUUCGGGAAUUGUGCUUGGACCCUUUGGAUGUCUGAUUUCAUCAUCGCGGAUGGGCUUAGUUAUAACGCAAGCAUCAUCAGAAAUGCUACUUUCAGUCACGAGACAUUCACAGAAUCCCUGGAGAGGCAGACUUUCAUCAACACAACAUUUGACAGCGUCUCUUUCCGAGACAUCUACCUCCGAGACCUGUCGUACACCGGCUGCACCUUCACCGCCUGUGUCUUUGAGGGAGUCGUCAGCGAGGCCACGCUUUUCACCCACUGUCGCUUCCUGGACACGCGGUUCGGCAAAACGGACUUCCAGCCCCGCCAGUUCGUGGGCGGGACGGAGCCGGUGAACUCCAGCCUGGCACCGCCGCCGGGGGCCGGGGUAGCCGGCGGGGUGCGGAACCGGGGCUGCUCAGUGGACGUGCCCUUCGCCCCUGCCCUUGCGUACUGGCGGAUAUUGUUCGGGCAGUGUGGAGGCUUACUUGGUCUCCUUCUGUCGGUUUUCAUUACCAGGGUAAUUGAACAAUGGCGGCUAUUCAUGUGUGGCGCUCUCGUCACCGCAGUGACUAUUCUUUUCGGAUUCUUUCCGUUGACCGGCUGGACUGCGGCUGCGCAUCUCUUCGCUCUCCAGUUUGGCGGGUUCACGGCCUGGAGCGCCCUCACCGUCCAGGCCACGAUGUCAUUCCCAACCCAUAAAAGGGCCACGGGGCUUGGUCUGCUCGUCUCAGUGGUUACAACGGGUGGUCUGCUUGGGUUUCUGACGGUGGUGGCGCUACCAAGGAUUGCUGACGUCAUCUUGACGGCGCUGGCUGUUCUCGCCAGUGCAAUGUGCUCCUACUUCUUCCAGCGUCAUCCCCAGAACUGGAGAGAGAAUUCCUAGAAGAAGGUUUAAAACAACAUGUGGUGGAAUUGGGAACAAGAAUGAAUGAUCACUUUCCUAACAAAGGGACGGCAGUUGAUGUUAUAGCAACACUUGUUUGACAAAUGGGGAGUGAGAACUUUGAUUUUGUUUCAAAUAAGAAAACCGCGCUGAUUCAUAAGCGUGGGCCAAUACAAAAGCGUUUAUUAUUUUUCUUAAUAGGCUUAACCAUGUAAUUUAUCAACAAAUGAGAAUAAAUAGUACAACAUAAAGUUUAUCAUGUCAAUAAACCUCUAGAUUGGACAGGAUUGGUUUUAGAAACCAUGGUUACAAGAGGUCCCCGUGGCAACCAGGAAUCCCGCUGGCUUCAGCUGGGAAGAUGCCCUUCAGAUUACACAGGGGUCAAAGGUCUCCGUAUAUAGCCAGCAUUCGUAUCAGCUGUUUAUCGUUUCAUUACCUGACAUUACGCAGUCGCUCCUUCCGGAACAACAAGACGUGGGCAAAUGUUGUAGCACACAACCUCAAACUGAACCUAUUCCGAGGAAAUACCGAUCUGUCACCUGAAAAAAGGCAUUACAGCAACGCAUGAUUGGAAAGGCGUGAUACAACUUAACUUACAUUGUCAGGAUCGUUAAGCUGAUGGGGGAGCAAGUCAAGGUAAUCGUUAGUGUAAGAUGGAUCCAAUGAUGAUGACAUUGACAGGUGACCAUAGACCGUGUCACAUGCGAAUGUACAGGGGCUUGUGUUAUGUUUAACAACUCCACAGUGAUUCAUGACACUUUUUCUUAGCACUUCGAUGACGAGCUAUUCUCAUUGCAGAAAUAGGUCUGCGGCCGCAGUGUUUAAUUCAGCAUUUUUCGCAUUUUGGAUGUCAAAAUGACGAACUUGGAUAUUUGUGGGGGGGGGCAAUGUUGAA